Stylonychia lemnae is the source of this 1665-nucleotide messenger RNA. Lineage: Eukaryota; Ciliophora; Spirotrichea; Sporadotrichida; Oxytrichidae. The record is from the annotation of a GenBank genome assembly.
AUGGAUAAUUACGAGAAAAUUUAAGAGAUCGGCAAAGGUAGCUUCGGAUCAGUAAGUAAAAUUAAAAGAAAGGCAGAUGGCAAGGUUCUUGUUUGGAAAGAGUUAAAUUACGGGAAAAUGUCAGACAAGGAAAAGCAGCAGCUUGUAUCAGAAGUGAAUAUUUUAAGAGAGUUAAAACACCCUAAUAUUGUCCGCUAUUAUGAUAGAAUCAUAGACAAAGACUAAGCAAAAAUUUACAUUGUGAUGGAGUACUGUGAAGGUGGAGAUAUGGCUGCUCUUAUCAAGAAACAUAAGAGAGAUAAAGAAUUCGUUUCUGAAGAGAAAAUUUGGAAGAUAUUAGCCUAGAUUGUUUCAGGCUUAUACUCUUGCCAUCGUAAAAAGGAAGGAAAUAGAAUCCUUCACAGAGAUUUAAAGCCGGGUAAUGUAUUUUUCGAUUCCUCAGGGAAUGUAAGAAUCGGUGAUUUUGGGCUAUCUAGAAUGAUGGGAGAAGAAUCAGUCUACGCCUAGACACAUGUAGGAACACCUUACUAUAUGUCACCUGAGUAAAUUUCGGACUAGAAAUACAAUGAAAAGAGUGAUAUAUGGUCUGCUGGCUGUGUAAUAUAUGAGCUCUCAGCUCUUAGAGCUCCGUUUGAAGCAACUAAUCAGAUUUAAUUAGCAAUGAAAAUUAAAUCAGGUAAAAUAGAAAGAAUCCCUACAUAGUAUUCAGAUGAAUUGUUUAAAGUCAUCUAAUCUAUGAUGAGCUUAGAAAAAGAUCAAAGACCAAGUGUUGAUGAUCUAAUGACUAUCCCAAAGAUUAGUCAUUUCCUGAAGGAAAAUCAAAUGAAGGAAAUAAUAUCGCAGAGUCAGAGAAAAGAAGAGGAAUUAAUGAAAAAAGAUAAAAUGAUCAAGAAAAGAGAAGCUGAAAUAGAAAAAAUAAUGAAAGAACUUGAUGAAAAAGAUUUAUAACUAAAAGAAAUGGAAGAAAAACUUUUGGCGAGAUAAUAGAAACUUUAGCUGUCAACUACACCGCUCAUUAAAACUGAGAAAAGCUAUGUUGAAGACUCACCCAAGAUUAGUAAUCAUGCUACUCGAAGACCAGAAAGUUCACGAAGAGUCAGUGGAACUUCUUAAUCAAGAGAUUCGUUGCCUUAGCAAAGAGAGCAAACUAAGUAUAAUCUAGAAAACUAUAAAAAUAACGAGAUAUAUUUAAGCAACGACAACUUUUAGAAGCCAAAGUUGCUUGAUAAAAACUAUCAAAUGAUUCCUGAUAGAAAGCUCAAACUUAAUAAAAAGAAGCAUUAUUACCCCCUUCAAGAGAAAAAACUUAUCUAAAACCUCCUAUUCUCAGAAACCAAGAGACAACAACAAAACCAAUCCCAGAUUAUAAUCAAAUAGUCUAGUAGAGAUAGAAACUAGUAUAAUGGCAUUACUAAUGGUUCAUAUGAGUAAAAUAAUCAAAAUGUAUCAGGGAGCUAUGACUACAAUAACGGUUCCUUCCAAAAGUAUAGAGUAGAUACCUCUUAAGAACGCAGAAAAAAUGAGUAUUAACCAGUAAGAAGAACAAGCAUGGGAGGAUAAUCAGGAAAUAUUAGUACACCAGCAUCAACAAGCCAAAGUUCUAAAAAUAUCAGAAAUGCUCUAGAGGAAAUCACUUAGAAAAUACAGAAUAAAUAUCUUAAUUGA